GGGUGGCGCUAAGCACCGUUUCAGGACCGCUGUUGAACGGAGAAGGAGCUGGUGACGUCAGUGAACAGGAAGGUCAGAGUCCCGGCGUCAGAGCGGAUAACAACUACGCCUAUGUGUCGACGUGAAACUGCACAAUAAAUAACUCCAAAGCCAAAAUGUCGUACGCCAAAACGGGGAACUACAGCUCUGGGCCACUAGACUUUAACACACUGAUACAAACAUGCAGCUCCAACAUCCAGAAGAUAACGCAGAACACCACUCAGAUCAAGAGCAUGGUGAACCAGCUGGGAACCAGACAGGACACCAGUGAACUCCAAGACCGCCUGCAGCAGGUGCAACACAACACUAACCAGUUGGCAAAAGAAACCAACAAGCACCUAAAAGAGUUGGGAUCAAUCCCUUUACCUGUAUUACCAUCAGAACAGAGGCAACAGAAAAUCCUGAGGGACCGACUGAUGAACGAUUUCUCAGCCGCUCUCAACAACUUCCAAUCAGUCCAACGGCGAGCAGCAGAACGGGAAAAGGAGUCGGUUGCAAAAGCGAGGGCCGGAUCUCGUCUGUCGGCUGAGGACGGCUCUCGCGAUGAGAAGCUUGUCUCUUUUGAUAACCAAGAGGACUGGGAUCAGAUGACCACCCAGACGGAGGAUGUGGCCAUCACAGAGGAGGACCUGGAGCUCAUUAGAGAGAGAGAAACGAACAUCAGACAGCUAGAGUCUGACAUCUUGGACGUUAACCAGAUUUUCAAGGACCUGGCAGUGAUGAUCCACGAUCAGGGGGAAAUGAUUGACAGUAUAGAGGCUAACGUGGAGAACGCUGAAGUUCAUGUGGAAAGGGGAACGGAGCAGCUGCAGAGAGCCAAUUACUACCAGCAAAAGUCCCGUAAGAAAAUGUGCAUUCUGGCCAUGGUUUGUUCCAUCGUGCUGACUAUACUCAUCAUCAUAAUCUGGCAAGCUACGAAGUGAACGGUCCCAACAGAGGCUCUGUGUCACUACCACAUUUUUUUUUCCUCUCCCGCUCCAUGUCAUCUGCAAGUCAAGAGUCAGACGUGACUGGUCACACGGGUCAUCUCUCAUUGUAAAACUCCCGUGAGCUGAGUGAGGAAACCAACCGACACUUCAUGAUCGAACCUAAAUUAGCUGAAAGGUGCAACAGUGAAUGUGAACAGUGAUGCAAAGCUAACGCGGUGCAGCGGGGAAAAAAAAUGUGACACCUAAGAUUUCUUUUAUGCCUCAUUAUCUUUUCUUUUUUUUUUUUUUUUUUUUGUCUUACUUACCUACUGCACUAACACUAACUGUCAUUCUAUAUCUGUAUGUCACUGUAUAUACACAUUUUAAUGGGAACAUUUCAGUCAGAAUAGAUAAAUAAAAACAAAAAAAUCAACAAUGGCUUGUUAAAGUGAACGGAGUUAUGGUUUUAAAGGUUGUAAAUUUUUUUUUUUUUUUUUUUUUGGUUACCUGUCGUCGUGGUAUGCAUUACGUGUAAAAC
Cynoglossus semilaevis (tongue sole) is the source of this 1485-nucleotide messenger RNA. Its product is annotated as syntaxin-12-like. Gene Ontology annotation, molecular function: SNAP receptor activity; SNARE binding. Gene Ontology annotation, cellular component: synaptic vesicle; endomembrane system; synaptic vesicle membrane. Lineage: Eukaryota; Metazoa; Chordata; Actinopteri; Pleuronectiformes; Cynoglossidae. Gene Ontology annotation, biological process: vesicle-mediated transport; vesicle fusion; intracellular protein transport. The transcript has 10 exons. The coding region runs from base 156 to 962 and encodes 268 amino acids. The record is from RefSeq and is a predicted model, not a curated record.